Molecule: messenger RNA, 2558 nt
Organism: Condylostylus longicornis
Lineage: Eukaryota; Metazoa; Arthropoda; Insecta; Diptera; Dolichopodidae
Gene: Mcm5
Product: DNA replication licensing factor Mcm5
Exons: 2
Coding region: 152-2350 (732 amino acids)
Biological process (GO): double-strand break repair via break-induced replication; DNA replication initiation; DNA replication
Cellular component (GO): nucleus; MCM complex
Molecular function (GO): ATP binding; DNA replication origin binding; single-stranded DNA binding
Source: RefSeq, a predicted model, not a curated record
UAAUGUGUUAUCUACCUAUGUAAAUACUAAGUCGGUAUUAGAUUAGGUGAGAACUUUGAAUUUCAAAUUUCGCGAGCGCUUCGCUGUUUUAAAAAUUAAUUUUUAUUAUAUAUUAAAAACUUUUUCGGAUCUAAAAGAGAAAUAAACAAAUAUGGAAGGGUUUGAUGAUGUUGGGGUAUUUUUUUCCGAUAAUUUUGGAGGUGUCGAGCAACAAGAUGGAACGGGAAUUAACAUGCAAGUUGUUAAAAAUAAAUACAAAGAAUUCAUUCGAACUUUUAAUGAAGAAAACUUCUAUUAUAAAUAUCGUGACACUUUAAAACGUAAUUAUUUGCAACGGAAAUAUUUUCUGGAAGUCGAAAUGGAGGACUUAGCUGGAUUUGAUGAAACUUUGGCAGAUAAACUAUACAAACAGCCUACUGAACAUUUAAAAAUAUUUGAAGAAGCGGCCAGAGAAGUCGCAGACGAAAUAACAGCUCCUCGGGGUGAACAUGAAGAACAUGUUGAAGAUAUACAAAUAUUACUCACAUCUAACGCAAAUCCCACCAAUAUUCGUGAAUUAAAAUCAGAAUGCGUAUCAAAACUUGUGAAAAUCGCCGGAAUUAUUAUAUCAGCCUCAGCUAUUAAAGCUAAAGCAACUAAAAUUUCAAUUCAGUGCCGAUCCUGCAGUAACGUUAUACCAAAUCUCAGUGUAAAUCCCGGUUUAGAAGGCUAUGCGCUUCCGAGGAAAUGCAACACGGAACAAGCUGGAAAGCCAAAUUGCCCGUUAGACCCAUAUUUUAUUAUGCCUGAUAAGUGUAAAUGUGUUGAUUUUCAAAUUUUGAAACUUCAAGAAUUGCCGGAUUUUGUGCCUCAAGGUGAAAUUGCAAGACAUUUGCAACUAUUUUGUGAUAGAUCAUUGUGCGAACGCGUAGUUCCAGGAAACCGUGUUUUGAUACAUGGUAUAUAUUCAAUCCGUAAAGUUGGCAGACCAAGCAGACAGGAAAGCCGAGAAAAAGCUUCGGUAGGUGUAAGAGCUCCUUAUAUGAGAAUAGUUGGAAUAACAGUUGAUACCGAAGGUGUAGGAGCAAUUUCAAGGUAUAGCAACAUAACUUUAGAAGAAGAAGAAACUUUCCGUCGCAUGGCAGCUAGUGGAAAUAUUUAUGAGCGUCUUGCUAAAAAUUUAGCUCCAAGUAUUUUUGGUUCAGAAGACAUUAAAAAAGCAAUAACAUGUUUACUAUUUGGUGGAUCUAGAAAGCGUUUACCUGACGGACUUUGUCGACGCGGAGAUAUUAAUGUACUUCUCCUUGGUGAUCCCGGAACAGCAAAAUCUCAGCUGCUAAAAUUUGUUGAAAAAGUGGCUCCAAUCGCUGUAUAUACCUCUGGUAAAGGUUCAAGUGCUGCUGGUUUAACAGCUUCUGUGAUGCGAGAUCCAUCGUCAAGAAAUUUUGUAAUGGAAGGAGGAGCAAUGGUAUUAGCAGAUGGGGGUGUUGUUUGUAUUGACGAAUUUGAUAAAAUGAGAGAGGAUGAUCGUGUAGCCAUUCACGAAGCGAUGGAACAGCAAACAAUUUCAAUAGCAAAAGCGGGGAUUACCACUACUCUUAACUCACGUUGCUCCGUAUUAGCUGCAGCAAAUUCAAUAUUUGGUCGUUGGGACGAGACAAAAGGUGAAGAAAAUAUAGAUUUUAUGCCAACAAUUUUGUCGCGUUUCGAUAUGAUUUUUAUUGUAAAAGAUAUUCAUGAUGAAAGCCGAGAUGUUACCCUGGCGAAACAUAUAAUUAAUGUUCACUUAGUUAAAAACAAUGCAGCUGAAGAUAGAGAGGGUGACAUACCUUUAUCACUUUUUAAAAAAUACAUCCAUUUUUGUAGAAUAAAUUGUGGUCCACGAUUAAGUAUAGAAGCUGGAGAAAAACUCAAAAGUCGAUAUGUCUUAAUGCGCAGUGGAGCAGGUCAACAAGAAAAAUCAUCUGAAAAAAAAUUAAGUAUUCCGAUUACAGUACGUCAACUUGAAGCUGUAAUUCGUAUCACAGAAUCUUUAGCUAAAAUGGAAUUGCAACCAUUUGCCAAUGAUAAACAUGUAAAUGAAGCUUUAAGGUUGUUCCAGGUUUCAACUUUAGAUGCUGCUACAAGUGGAACAUUAACAGGGGCUGAAGGUUUUACAACAGAGGAAGAUCAAGAUAUUUUAAAUAGAAUUGAAAAACAACUAAAACGUAGAUUUGCUAUUGGAUCUCAAGUGUCUGAGCAAAAUAUUAUUCAAGAUUUUCUUCGACAAAAAUAUACAGAACGUGCAGUUCUCAAAGUUAUUUAUACAAUGAUUCGGCGGGGAGAAUUACAACAUAGAAUGCAACGAAAAAUGCUUUAUCGUUUACGUUAAUUUCAAAAUUAUUAAUAACUAUUUCACAUUCUCCAGUUAAGAAUUAUUUAUAUACUUAACAGAAAUAUGUAUUCAUUAUAUUAUAUUCUUCAAUAAUUAUUGGGGAACCUUCUACGUUGCAAAAAUUUUUUGUUUGAAUCGAGAUUAUUAAAAAAGGUAUAGUCAAAUAAAAACGAUCAUAUAAAUCUUUUUUUUAAAUAGAUUUUGA